Xylona heveae TC161 is the source of this 1162-nucleotide messenger RNA. RefSeq lists its product as hypothetical. The record is from RefSeq and is a predicted model, not a curated record. The transcript has 5 exons. Lineage: Eukaryota; Fungi; Ascomycota; Xylonomycetes; Xylonales; Xylonaceae. Bases 29 to 904 code for a protein of 291 amino acids.
UACUUGAGGUAUCAAGUCAUACGUCAUAAUGUCCAACUACAACGACAACACUUCGGGCGGCUACGGCGGAAACGACAGCUACGGCGGAGGUAGUGACAACUACGGCUCCUCUGGCCGUGGUGGUAGUGGUUUCGGAAACGACAACAGCUCCUCUGGCUUCGGUAACAACCAAUCCUCUGGAGGUUUUGGAAAUGAUAGCUACGGAAACCAGUCCGGCGGUUAUGGGAACGAUAACAGCUCCAGUGGCUUCGGCAACAAGUCGAGUGGUUAUGGAGAUGACAACACGUCUGGUGGUUCUGGUGGUUACGGAAGCAAGUCGGGCGGCUACGGUGAUGACAACACCUCGAGCGGCUUUGGAAACAAGUCGAGCAGUGGCUACGGCGAUGACAACACCUCGAGCGGAUACGGCAACAAGUCGAGCAGCGGCUACGGAGACGACAGCACCUCCGGUGGAUAUGGUGGUAACAAGUCUAGUGGCUACGGCAACGACAGCAACCAGUCCGGCUCCGGCUCCGGCUCCGGCUUUGGAGGAGGAUCUUCCGACUACUCUUCCGGCAACGCCGGCAGUGGCCUAGGUGGCGGCUCCAAUGACUACUCCUCUGGCGGCAACGACAGCUAUGGAUCUGGAAACCAGUCCUCUGGUAACCAGUACGGAUCUGGCACCACUAGUGGAGCCGGAUAUGGCAACAAGAGCAGCUCUUCGGGCGGUAACAAUGACGACUAUGACAACAGCGGCUCUAGUGACUCCAAGGCUGGCAAGUUCCUCGAGAAGGCCGGUGGUAUCUUCCACCACUCCGGCCUCGAGAACAAGGGCCGCGAGAAGCGCGAGCAGGCUGGCUAUGGCCAGGGCGGUGACAGCUAUGGUCAAGGCAGCGGCGAUAGCUACGGCGACUCCAACUACUAAAUACGGUGAAAUAUCCCCUUGUCACCGGUUUUCCCCUCCUUUUCUGAAAAAUCCACCCGAAAUAUCAAGGGUCUAUUUAUCUCUAAUGAUACCUGCUUAGCUCGUUGCUUUGAGGCUUAAUGAAACUUUAUUCAUUGCUUGAACAUGAGAUUGCCAUUGUUUAUUGGAUUUUGUCGUGACAUAUCCCUUGCACGUCGUGUCCUUGAGUAAAUGCUUUUUUUGUAGAUGAGGAUCAACCACUUGACAGCUUCUAAUACU